Molecule: messenger RNA, 3722 nt
Organism: Mercenaria mercenaria
Lineage: Eukaryota; Metazoa; Mollusca; Bivalvia; Venerida; Veneridae
Exons: 7
Coding region: 317-1582 (421 amino acids)
Source: RefSeq, a predicted model, not a curated record
UUACAGCAGGCACAAUUCCAUAAAAUUUGGCUUACAAUUAUUACUUUAUCAGCAAAUCAUUUUAAAAGAUCACAGAUUUUACCAAAUCAGGGACAAUAAUACUGACUAUUGAAAGUAAAUAUCUUCAAGUUUCCGAGAACAACAGGAUAUAAAUUAUUAAUAGAAAGUGUGUUUAAAGUAGGAAGUCAUGAAUGUAACAUGUGCAGACAGUUUAAUAUCUGGGAUUGCUUAAUACAUUGAUGAUAUGGUUAAAGAAAGAAGACAACUCAUUUAUGGACAUAUAUGAUAUACCUUUUCUUCGUUCGGAGGACAAAUUAUGAAAAAAGGCUGGGACAUAGUGUUUUCCUUGUUUAUCCAACUGUGGAUUACAAGAGAAUCAAAUGGCCAAGACCGAUUUUGCCAGGAAAGAUACAAAGAUAAAUCUGUGAACAUUUGUACAAACCAUUCGAGUUCGAUGAGACGUUUGGUCUUCAUUGAUACAGUGAAUGUCCCAAAGUUUCAGCAGUCAUUUUGUGAAUGUAUCAUAGAACCUUUUAAACCGGGAUCUACACUUCAAGUAAUAAUGGUCGAACCAGGAAAGGGCGUGCAGUUUAAGAUAAAUAAUAUUGUGUUUGUGUUUGAUAAAACAUCUGAGUAUGAACAAACAAUUCUACAGGAUGAAACGACGCUUUACUUUUCCACUGCUAAAAAUCAUACGACGGAUGCCUGUGCAGCAGUUUAUGGCUUUGACGGACUGUUUAAUAUAACGUGUAUGCACCCUGCAACACUUGUUACUGACACAACAGCGUCAGUUACAUCAAGAGCAAUAACAACAGAAAUCUCAAAAGACAACAUAACAAAAUCAGUGGCAAAAACAGCAUCAGUAACAACGGCAGAUACCACAACAAAAGCCUCAAGAAAAGGCAACAUAACAACACUAGCACAAAUGAUUGUGGUUCCAGUAGUGGUUGGAGUUUUACUGAUUCUAGCAGCUGCGGUGCUAAUUCUCGUCUAUGUAAGAAGACGCCGCAUUGCAAAAAAUACUAAAAGGCAAAAACAGGAACCAUGUAUGUCAUUAUCGGAGCAAGGUCAAGGUCAACAGAACAAUCCCGAGAGUGAAGAGGGUAACCUCAAUAUUGCUGUCAAUGCAUAUGAAAGGUUAAAUAUGUAUGUAAAUGAUCAGCUGGCUGGAGAGAUGUAUCAGCAGCUUAAUGCAAAUAAAACAGGAGAAUAUCAAGAAAUGUAUGAUGUUGUUACUGACUCUCGAAAUCAGAACAGGAACGUUACAAAACAAGUUAAUUUGCAAGACACCGAAAAGGGUCCUACACCCUCGAAAGAACGACUGAGAAGGCAAGCUAAAGGACAAGGGAUCAGCAAUGGUGAAAUUCGAGACAUUGAAUUUCCAUCAAAUGCAUAUGAACGAUUAAACAUAUAUGUAAAUGAUAACCUAGCAGGAGAGAUGUAUGAGCAACUAGAUACUAAACAAGGCGGGAAUUAUCAGGGGAAACAUGUUCCAGGUAAAGACGACAGACCAGUCAACAAAAGUGACCAUAGAACCAAAACAAAUGAGCAAGCUUUUGCUGUAUAUGCAAAUGCAAAAUGAUUUUUAGGACGACAUUGUCUACAACUGUUUUCAACAAAAACGCAUGCUUUUGUUUUCGGCAUUUUGCCGUAAUGACAAGAUGUAUCAUAUCUUAAUUACUUUGUGUAGUUAUUUUUGAUAAUUCGUCAAACUACCUUCAAAUGCUUGUAUGACAACGUUCCAGAAACAAAAUCUGACUUGAAGUCCAUUUAAUAGUCUUAUAAAAUAUAGUCCCUGUUAAUUCGGUGUUAAGGGAACGUGAUGGGUGUUACACAUUACCUCUCAUUAGCAGACAGCCAAACGAUCUUCUUAUACCUAUGUUUAAUAAUCCAAGUUACUGCCGUAAGGUUACCAUUAAUGUCACCCCUUACUUGGAUUCAGUGUUUUUAUCAUUUCUGAUCCUGUUACAUGACGAAAUCGAUACAAAAACAAUUUACUGUUAAUAACAUAGUACAAUUUUAAAAAAUAUAAAUUUAUGUCAUCAUAUAUUUAUAUUCAUUUUAUGACCUUAGAUUUCAUUUUAUGUUAUAUUUUCUGGUCCUUCGGGAUCAUUGAGUUCAACUAAUUUAGAUUUGAAGAUUGAUUACUGCUUAAGUCGGUGCUAGGGGGCGUGGGCAGUGUUGCAUUUUUCAUUACUGCUCAUGAACAGACUCAAUCCAACCGAGUCUGCAGUUUUUACUGUUUGCCUUCUCCCCGGUCAUUCCGAAAAAUCUACUUUUCAGAUUAUAUUUACUACCUGUUUUGAAGAGUCACAAAACUGCACAAAUAUAUCCUGCAAAAUAGGAUGUAACAAAAUAGCAACAACGGUGUGUCACAUCUGAGAAAAGAAUUUAAUCUUUGUCUAAUAUUCAACAUAUUCUAGCGAAAAGUCAAUAUCUACAUCAGACUUCCGUUUUCUUCAACAAUAUCCUCUAAUUUUUAAAAAUAAUCAUUUGUUAAGUGUAUAUAGUAUAGAAUUUACUCUGCUUAUGUUUAUUCAUAUUUGUUGUUUUACUUACUGUAGCUUUUUUUUAAAAAAAAUAGGAUAAUAUAUGUGUGUAUAUAACCGCUUUUACUUUAUUAAUGUUUAUUAAUAUUUGUUUUGUGUAUGUUUCUUUAUCAUUUGUUUAAAAACUUACAUUUGAAUUCAUACGUGUGUUAACGUAUAUACCUUUUUAGUGUUCGCUUUUCCUUUACUUAUGUUGAUCAAUGUUGUUUUUAUUUAAAUUGUUCUUUACAUUUUGUUUAAAACCUUCAUUAGAAUAAAUGUAUCUGUAAUAUCUCUAAUCACAGUAGAUCUAUUGUUUUGUAAAAUUAUCAUCAUAAAAAUGCGUACGAUUUUAAGACAAGGCAAUGCUCCUAUUGUAUAUAAUUAAGUUAUGAAACGUUCUAUUCAUACAUGUCAUGAUGCGACUGUUCGAUACAUACUGUAUGUUUUACGUUCAACUGUAUUACAGCUGGACGCCGCUACGCUUUCCUCUUUCAUGGCGUCAGAAAGAACAGGUGGAGGAUACCUUGAAAAGCAGUUCUUAAACACCGUUGUCGUGCCAUCUCUUGAUGUUGUUGCCAGUUUCAAUAGUCCUUGACAAACAAGGUUGAAUGCGUUAGUCGGCUUCUUCGUCUGUCAUCUCUUAAUUUUGUAACCAGACCCGCCCGCUUAGCUCAGUAGGGAGAGCGUUGGUCUACGGAUCGCGGGGCCGCGAGUUCGAUUUCCAGGCGGGACUAUGUUCUUCGUGGCGUUUUGAUAAAGGACAUUGUGUCUGAAAUCAUUCGUCCUCCACCUCUGAUAUUCAUGUUGGGAAGUUGGCAGAGAACAGGUUUGUACUGGUACAGAAUACAGGAACACUGGUUAGGUUAACUGCCCGCCGUUACAUAACUGAAAAACUGUUGAAAAAAAACGGUGUUAAACCCGGAACAAAAAGGUUCGAUGAACAAUUGUGACGCCAUUUUGACCCUUUAAUUUUGUAACCAGAUUCUGUAGAGAUCAGUUAGGCUACUGGUAAUAGGAAAUGGUGAUGACUUGGAAUGUUAUGGUACGAUAUGCAGUGACAACAGGAAAACGUGAUGACAGAUAAUGUUAUGGUUUAGCACUAAUGCAAAAAUGUUUUAUUUUGUACCUUUAUAAAUUCUGUCAAAAUACGACUUGUAUUUGGCAAGUAAAUACGAGCAGGCAGAAAAAACG